Molecule: messenger RNA, 613 nt
Organism: Aplysia californica (California sea hare)
Lineage: Eukaryota; Metazoa; Mollusca; Gastropoda; Aplysiida; Aplysiidae
Exons: 4
Coding region: 103-438 (111 amino acids)
Source: RefSeq, a predicted model, not a curated record
CGUGUUUACUUUCUGCAACGUCAACGCUACUGUUUUAUAUAUAAGACCUCCCAACAUAGAGAUAGUGCCAUCUUACAGCUACGACACAACCUGCAAGGCAAAAUGAACGCCAAACUGAUCUGUGCACUCCUCGCGGGAGCUGUUAUGCUAGUGUCUGUCUGCACAGCAGAGGACAACAGGCUAAAAAGGCAUUACAGCCACCAUGGAAGCUACAGGCGGCCACCAUACAACAGAUAUCCCUACCCCGGCCGCAAUCCGGGCACCAACAACCCAGGCACUAACAACCCUGCUGUUGGCCUUCCCAUUGGUCAACCAACAACCGUCAACCAGCCAGCCCAAGGUCCAGUCACCAUCAACUUGACCGCUCAGCAGGCUCAGCUUUUGCGAUCUAUCCUUGCGCUUCUUGGGAAUGCAGGAGCAGCACCAGCAGGCAAAUAAACAGAAGGCUCACCUGAAGGAAUUCUUGGAUUUAGGACCACAGCUAUUUUGGCCAUAACGUUGAUGACGUCAAAGUUUCACUCCUACUGCAGAUUUGUUGAGCUCGAACGGUCAGCCGUGGAAAAAGCUGGACCUGGCAAUGAUCCUUGAAUAAAGCGAAUAAUCAUAACAUUUA